AUGGGGGAGGAGCUGUUUUGGGCGAUAAGGGGCGGGGGAGCAGCGAGUUUUGGGGUGGUGACGGCGUUCAAGAUCAAGUUGGUGGAUGUUCCUCCGGUUGUGACUGCGUUUAAUGUUUUCAGAAAUUUGCGUCAGAACGCUACCGAACUUGUGGCAAGGUGGCAAGAAAUCGCGCACAAGUUCGACGACAACCUCUUCAUCAGGCUAGUAAUCCAAAGAACAACAGACAACGGUCAGCCCAGCAUCCAAGUUCUCUUCAACUCCCUCUUCCUCGGGGACAAAAACCAGCUCCUCUCCGUCGUGGCCACCGCCUUCCCUGAGCUCGGCCUCGCCGCCUCCGACUGCACCGAGAUGAACUGGCUCCAACAAGUCCUCUUCUUCAACUCCAUGCCCCUCAACAACCCCCAAGCCCUCCUCACUAGAACACGCUCCUCCAACAACUCCUUCAAAGCCAAGUCAGACUUCGUCACAACGCCAAUUAACGCACGAAACCUAGAGAAGAUAUGGAAGUUUAUAAUGGCUCCUCAAGACCAGCCCUUGGUUUUGAUUUUAGAGCCUUUCGGCGGUCGAAUGGAUCAGAUACCCCCCUCUGCGACGCCCUUCCCGUAUCGACGAGGGUUUUUGUACAAUAUACAGUAUGAUAUGAACUGGGCAGACUCAUCAGAGACGCAGAAGCAUUUGCAGUGGAUGAAGGAUCUGUACAGUUUCAUGACUCCUUUUGUGACCAAGAACCCAAGGGGGGCUUAUUAUAACUACAAGGACUUGGAUCUGGGGAGGAACGAGGAUGGAGAGGAGGCGAGCUAUGAAAAAGCGAGGGUUUGGGGGGAGAAGUAUUUUGGAGGGAAUUUUAAGAGGUUGGCUAUUGUCAAGGGUAAGGUUGAUCCUCAGAACUUCUUUAGGAAUGAGCAGAGUAUUCCACCUCUUUUCGCUUGAGCUAGGAUGCAUACGUACGUACGUGCACACUGACGAUAUAUAUCCAUGUAUAUAUAGCCGGCCAAAUGAAUGUAUCACAGGAUUGUUGAACAAAUUUUCA
Asparagus officinalis (garden asparagus) is the source of this 1033-nucleotide messenger RNA. Its product is annotated as berberine bridge enzyme-like 22. Gene Ontology annotation, molecular function: oxidoreductase activity; flavin adenine dinucleotide binding. NCBI's taxonomy places the organism in Eukaryota, Viridiplantae, Streptophyta, Magnoliopsida, Asparagales, Asparagaceae. The transcript is spliced from 2 exons. The record is from RefSeq and is a predicted model, not a curated record. Bases 1 to 933 code for a protein of 310 amino acids.